CAAUUCAUUAUAUCCUCUAGAAACUUUUCUUUUUGUUUUUUUGUUUUUAUUUCUUUCUUCUCCCUCAAUUCUUGGUCUUCCCCACACCACAGUCACUUCCCCCUCGAUAGCUUUACCUUUUCUGUCCAUCCUCGUGUCAGACAGAACAGAACCAACAGAGUAGUAAUCACUCUAUUCUCUAAUUCCAUUUUCCCCUCCUCUUUCACUUCUUCCCCCUUUUCUUUCCAUCCAAGCAAACCCCCUCUUCUUUCUCUCUCAUGUAUUCAACGCCUGAGGUUGACCCAGCCCUACGCCGGUCCUAGCCCCCUUUCUCUCCCCUCACCACCUCCGCCGUCACCGCCGCAAAUGCCUCCCCCGUCGUCCGCCGCCGUCGCGCCUCUCCAAAUUCUGCUCAACCUCAUCAACGAAACUCUCUCAUCUCUCCUCCUCUCCUCCCUCGCCGUCAAAUCCUUCGUCGGCCGGUGGCAGGUCCUCCACUCCAAGCUCACCUCUCUCCACUCCUCUAUCGCCGAAAUCUCCGACUCACCUCACUGGGCAGAGAAUCCUCUCCUCCACACUCUCCUGCCCAACCUCCUCUCCACUCUCCAGCGCCUCAAGGCCCUCUCCGACCAAUGCGCCGACUCUUCCUUCUCCGGCGGGAAGCUCCUUAUGCAGAGCGACCUCGAUAUGGCAUCCGCUUCCCUCUCUAAUCAGCUCGCCGACCUCGAUUUGCUACUCAGAUCCGGCGUCCUCCACCAAUCGAACGCCAUCGUACUCUCUCAUCCUGGUCCAGGCACGGGGAAAGAGGAUUUAGGGUUUUUUAUUAGGGACCUCUUCACGCGGCUUCAAAUCGGCGGCGUUGAGUUCAAGAAGAAGGCUCUGGAAUCUCUGUUUCAGCUUCUCAACGAGGACGAGAAAUCGCCGAGUUUGGUGGCUAGAGAAGGAAACGUCGGGUAUUUGAUUCAUCUUCUUGAUUUUAACCAUAAUCACCCCUCGGUUCGAGAGCAAGCCGCCUUCGCCGUCUCCGUCCUUGCGGCGGCGAACGACGAGGCGAGGAAAUGCGUGUUCGAGGAAGGAGGUCUUGGUCCGCUGCUGAGGAUUCUGGAAACUGGCUCGACGGUUCUCAAAGAAAAGGCGGCGAUUGCGGUGGAGGCCAUCACCGCCGAUCCCGAGAACGCUUGGGCGGUUUCGGCCUACGGCGGAGUAUCCAUCUUAAUUGAGGCGUGCAGAUCCGGAUCCCCUGCAACGCAAACCCACGCUGUGGGGGCGAUCAGAAACGUCGCGAACGUCGAGGAUAUCAAGAUGACUCUAGGCGAGGAAGGCGCCGUCCCAGUUCUCCUCCAGGUUCUGGUCUCCGGCGUCAGCGCCUCCCAAGAGAAGGCGGCGAGCUGCGUGGCGUUUUUAGCCUCCUCCGGCGAGUAUUUCCGCGCUCUGAUAAUCCAAGAGCGGGGCUUGCAGAGACUAAUGCAUUUGAUGCAGGACAUUUCGAGCUCCGAUACUCUCGAACACGUUUUGCGGUCGAUAAUCUCGCUUUCGUCUUCAGAUCACACGGCAAGGAUUCUUUCAUCCUCAACCAUUUUCGUCAUCCAACUCGGCGAGCUCAUCAAGCGCGGGAACAUGAUUCUGCAGCAACUAUCGGCGUCGUUGGUCGCUUAUUUAUCAAUCAGUGAUGGGAAUAAGCGAGCCAUAGGGAGUUGUAUGGGCUCGCUGGUUAAGCUCAUGGAGUCGCCGAAGCCUGUGGGGCUACAGGAGUCGGCGGCGCAGGCGCUGGUCUCGCUGUUGGCCGUCCGAUCGAACAGGAAGGAGUUGGUGAGAGACGAGAAGAGUAUGAUGAGGAUCGUGCACAUGCUGGAUCCGAGGAACGAGGCGGUGGCGAAGACGUUUCCGGUCAUGGUGGUGGCGGCCAUCGCCGGCGGAGGGAGCCACGGGUGUCGGAAGAGGCUUUUGGCCUCCGGAGUUCACCCGCAUUUGCAGAAGCUGUCGGAGAUGGAGGUCACCGGAGCCAAGAAAGCGUUGCAGAGACUCGUCGGAAAUAGGCUCAAGACCAUCUUCAGCAGAACUUGGAGGGAAUAACCGGACGAGAAACUAACCCUACCCGCCAAACUCAGGAAUUCGUUUGGAUUUUCUAACCGUCGAAGAAUGAGAAAAGUUCUUUCGUGGACAAGCAACAGGCACACACAUCAAAUACUCCAAACUUUUUUUCUUUUUAUUUUU
Molecule: messenger RNA, 2193 nt
Organism: Morus notabilis
Lineage: Eukaryota; Viridiplantae; Streptophyta; Magnoliopsida; Rosales; Moraceae
Product: protein CELLULOSE SYNTHASE INTERACTIVE 3
Exons: 2
Coding region: 346-2052 (568 amino acids)
Molecular function (GO): protein binding
Source: RefSeq, a predicted model, not a curated record